AUACAUUUGAGACUAGAGAGAGGGCUCAAUUCAAUAAACUGGUUUGUGCUCCCAAUCAGAAGAUAAGAGACUUUAUUCUUCAACUUCAAAUACAAGCUUCAAAGUGCGACUUUGGAGAUCAGCUGCAUACUCAACUACGUGAUCGUCUAAUUGCUGGAAUCAAUAUUCCUAAGUUAGAGAAAGAGUUAAUUCAGAUUCCUUCUUGUACCUUUCAAACUGCUAAAGAUUUAUGUAUUACAUAUGAGGAUGUCAACAGUGAAUACUCUGCUCCCACUACGUCAGUAUCUGAUGUCAUUUUGUCCGAAGUCGAAAAUACAAGUGUUCAUGGAAAGCAAUCCAAACUGUCGUCCACAGAUAAUAGAAUGCAGCGAGAGAUCAAAAACAUUAAACCGUGUUUUUCCUGCGGACAGUUACAUCUACGGAGCACUUGCCGUUUUCGGGGUGCUAAGUGCCAUAAAUGUGGUAAAGUUGGACACAUCAAGACUGUUUGCAGAAGUUCGAAUACUUAUGUUACUCAGAAUCCUUAUAGUUCUCCCAAUCUGUCUAGUAAAAUGGAGUCACUUUGUCUCUCAACUUUUCAAAAUACUCAAUCUCAUCCAAUGGAAACCUCCACUACAAGUUCAGCAACUCAAGCGUCAACUGUUUCCAAAAAUGAGGUAGCCGAGUUACAAUGCGAACUGUCGAAAACACGAGAAAAACAGAAUGAGAUGAGAGAGCAACUGAUUAAAAUGGAGGAAUUGCUGCAUAUGCAUAGACUGCGUUUGUUGAAUGCAGAGCAUACAAGUACCCGUGAAAGUCCUGCAAAACUUUUCAAAUCUUGAAUUCUCAAAAAGCAUCUGAUGUCCGC
This is a messenger RNA of Trichobilharzia regenti, 847 nucleotides long. The record is from the annotation of a GenBank genome assembly. NCBI's taxonomy places the organism in Eukaryota, Metazoa, Platyhelminthes, Trematoda, Strigeidida, Schistosomatidae.